Lactuca sativa (garden lettuce) is the source of this 504-nucleotide messenger RNA. The record is from RefSeq and is a predicted model, not a curated record. Lineage: Eukaryota; Viridiplantae; Streptophyta; Magnoliopsida; Asterales; Asteraceae.
AUGUUUGAUGAGUCACGUUUUCUAAAUGCCACUCCAGUUACUGAUACCACCAUGUCCUCUCAAUCUGUUGUUGUCUCAUUUCCUCAGUCAGAACCAAGUAUUGUGAAUGAUCAUUUGAGCAAAUAUGACCUGUCAUUAUUAUUGGCUAGUUCUUCUCAUGCAGUUGCAGCUCCCACAGGUACAACUAACACUGAGACUGUUACAUCGGGUCCUAGUUUGUCACACGUGGGUCCCAUCUUUUCACCAUAUGUGGAUUUAUCAUCCAACACUACUACAACUCCUCCAGAGCCACCGAAUUCUCCCGACAUCAGUCCUACUGACCCCCCAGCGGCUGCUGGUUCAACUAACCCACCUGUCCAGCCUACUACCGAACCAGGUUCUCCGGUGUCCCCAGUCACUUCCUCUACCGUUGCUCCUGAGAUCACCUCCCCACCUGGCAUAAUGACUCAUGGACGUGUAGGGAAGAGUUGUCCUCAACGUUUCACUGAUGUUACAAUCUUAUAA